UUCCCUCCAAAGUAAAACCCUCACGAAAUAGUAACACAUGCCAAAUCUAAGCUCUUAAACCCCUCUCUCUGUCUCACUCCACAGUCCACACACACAUGUUAACUAUUUCGAGAAUGAAGUCCAUCCUAACUCCAACGUUGUCAGCCUUCACUUUUCAACUCCCCAAGACCGCUCAUCUUGCCCUCCUCACCUCCAAGUCCUUUCCAUGCAAUCCCAACCCCACAACAACUCUCCUUCCCCUAAAACCCACAACCCUUUCUCCCACUUGUUCGAUUCAUUCAAUCCAAAGUCGCGAUGUGCACAUGGAACCGGCGACUCUUCCGCCGGAGUUUCCCGGAGAGAUUCACGUGAUCGUUGGCCCGAUGUUCGCCGGAAAAACCACCACCCUUCUUCGUAGAAUUCAAUCUGAGAGCAGCAAUGGCAGAAGUGUGGCAAUAAUAAAAUCGAAUAAGGAUACAAGAUAUGGAUUGGAUUCAAUUGUGACACAUGAUGGGGCAAAAUUGCCAUGCUUGGCCUUACCAGAUUUGUCAUCAUUCAGACAAAAAUUUGGUCUUGAUGCAUAUGAUAAGUUAGAUGUGAUUGGUAUUGAUGAAGCUCAAUUCUUUGAGGACCUUUAUGAUUUCUGUCGUGAAGCUGCUGAUAAUGAUGGCAAAACAGUAAUAGUUGCUGGACUAGAUGGUGAUUAUUUAAGGAGGAGCUUUGGUUCUGUGCUGGAUAUAAUUCCCCUGGCUGAUUCUGUUACUAAAUUAACUUCUCGCUGUGAACUUUGCGGUAAACGUGCUUUCUUCACCUUAAGGAAAACGGAGGAAGCACAAACUGAACUGAUUGGUGGGGCUGAUGUCUACAUGCCCGUGUGUCGGAAGCACUAUGUCAGUGGACAAGUAGUCAUGGAAGCUGCAAGAACUGUCUUGGAAUCUCAAAACGUUCAGUGUAUUUCUUAUGCAUAGUUCAAGAGUUCAACUACUUAGCAGAAAAUCUAGAUUUUCCUAGUAUUCUAGAUUUUCCUAGCAUGCUCUGCUUUGUAGUCUACACAACCUGUCGAUUGUGAAAUUGCAAUGGUGUUAAAGAAUUUUACGUCUUUAGGUUCCUCUCAAGAAUGUAUAUAUCGCUAAAUCUAUUUAAAUGAUGAAUUUUUGAUAGAUGCUUAUAUU
Molecule: messenger RNA, 1151 nt
Organism: Quercus lobata
Lineage: Eukaryota; Viridiplantae; Streptophyta; Magnoliopsida; Fagales; Fagaceae
Product: thymidine kinase a-like
Exons: 4
Coding region: 96-947 (283 amino acids)
Biological process (GO): thymidine metabolic process
Molecular function (GO): ATP binding; thymidine kinase activity
Source: RefSeq, a predicted model, not a curated record